AUGGAAAUGGAUUUUUUUAAAGAUAUUUUUUCUACCAAAAUUCACGGCCCUCCUGAUAUCUCUUCCUUCACUCCCAAUUAUUAUCUUUCGGAGAGGGAUUGUUUAAGUCUUAGCAGAAUUCCUAACUCUGAUGAGAUUAAAGAAUGCCUUUUUAGAAUGAAUCCCCUCAACUGUCCUGGUCUCGACGGCAUCCAGCCAAAAUUCUUCCAACAUUUUUGGGAACAUUUGCAUUCUGAAAUUAGUGAUUUUGUUAUACAUUGCUUUAAUACUUCCAAAAUCCCAGAGUGUAUCAAUAAAUCCUAUAUGGAAAAAUAUAGUUUAGAGUGGAGUUUUAUUAGGGAUACUCUUACUGGUUUUGGUUUUCCUUUGGCUUUAACUAAUCUCAUUAUGGAUUGUAUUUGUUCUCCUUCCAUUUCGGUUCUUUGGAAUGCUGAGAUCACGGAUAGCUUUAAGCCUUCUAGGGGUAUUAGGCAAGGUGAUCCCAUGUCUUCCUAUAUUUUCGUUCUUUGUCUAGAGCGAGCGUUCCUCAACAAUGUGACUGUCAUGAUGGAUGUGGUUAAGGAUUUUGGUCGUAUAUCUGGUCUUAAUGUGAAUGAGUCUAAGUCCUCGAUGAUUUUCCCUACCAAAAUGUGUCAUGUUGUUAGACGAAGUGUGGCUGCCCCCUUUAAUCUAUCUUGCUCUUCUGGCUUUGGUAAGUAUUUAGGAAUCAACAUUCUCCCAAAUAAGCUUAAAAGCUCUAAUUACUUAUCUUUGCUAGACAAAACUAUUAAUCGGAUUAAAGGAUGGCAAGCCAAACUUCUUAAUCUUGCGGGUAGAUCUACCUUGAUCAAAUCGGUUCUUGAUUCCUAUCUGGUUUAUCAUAUGCAAACUAAUCUCCUUCCCAUCUCUAUCCUUAAUAACCUUGAAAAAAGUUGUCGAAAAUUUCUGUGGAACAAAGUGGAUCAUGUUCAUUACUCCCCUAGAAUUGGACGGGCUCAUGUUACUAAACCUAUGGAGAUAGGAGGGUUAGGAAUUAGAAGACUGAGGGAUUGGAAUUUAGCUUUUAUGUCUAAACUUGGUUGGACCAUGUUAAAUAAUCCCAAUAAGCUGUGGGUUCGAAUUUUCAAUAAAAAAUAUCUUAAAUCUUCUGCCUUUCUUGAUCACAUUCCUAAUAAUUCUCAAUCCCAAAUUUGGAGAGAUAUCUUGAAAGGUAGGGAGCUCUUGGCUAAUGGUAUGAAAAUAGGAAUUGGGAAUGGUACAAAGCGGAUAAUGAGAGGGAGAUGGAAGCUAUUGCAAUUACUCCUCGUAGGAAUCGUCUUGCCUGGUAUCCUUCCCCCAAAAGGGUAUGCCAAGGUUACAACUGACGGUACUUGGGUGGCCAUUAAUGAUGCUGCUAGUGGUGGAUAUGUUAGAGGCAGGAUGGUUCAUGGGUGA
Messenger RNA from Chenopodium quinoa (quinoa), 1413 nucleotides. RefSeq lists its product as uncharacterized. The coding region runs from base 1 to 1413 and encodes 470 amino acids. The record is from RefSeq and is a predicted model, not a curated record. The transcript has 3 exons. Lineage: Eukaryota; Viridiplantae; Streptophyta; Magnoliopsida; Caryophyllales; Amaranthaceae.